UAAAAGGUCUUAUGCUUGUGAUCCAAUCAGAGCCCUUCUACAGUAUAUAUUUCUCCUCAAGGUGCCUCAAGAUCAAUACAAAUUUUGGUUCAGGGUCCUGCCUUCCACCCAGCCUGAAUGUAGCAGGUUUUCUGCAUUAGUGACUCUCAUUCAUUGGGCCAAAUCUCCGCCCACUGCUCUCUUAUUCCUGAGCUCUUGCCCUCCCUUGGACAUGUAACUCUAGCUGGCUAAAAUGAGUGUAGACUGUAUCCAGUUGGGAGGAGAGCAGUUCGCUCCCCACUGCUGCCCUGCCAUGAUGCUGAACCCUUUCUUUGUAGCCGUGGUGGUAGUCUUUGCUAGUGCUGUCACUGGAUGCCCUGUCCUGUGCACAUGCCGCAAUCAGGCUGUGGAUUGCAGUGGGCUUCGACUCUUUUCGGUGCCACCAGAUCUUCCAUUGGAUACCAGAAACCUCAGCCUAGCACACAACCACAUCACUGCCAUCCCUCCUGGAUACCUAACAUGUUACUCUGAGCUGCGGGUGCUGGACUUGAGAAACAACUCACUUUUUGAGUUACCUGUUGGACUGUUCUGGACAUCCAAACGCCUGUCGCACUUGGACUUGAGCUACAAUAACUUCAGCCAUGUGGUGGCAGAUAUGUUCAAGGAAGCCUACAGUCUAGUGCAAAUUGACUUGAGCCACAACCCCUGGCUGAGGAAGGUGCACCCUCAGGCUUUCCAAGGUUUGGUCCAACUUCAGAACCUUGAUCUCAGCUAUGGGGGUCUCUCAUUCCUCAGCCUAGACGCUCUAGAGGGACUCACAGGAUUGGUGACUCUUCAAAUUGGAGGCAAUCCCUGGGUAUGCAGCUGUACCAUGGAGCCACUGUUGAAGUGGUUGAGAAAUAGGAUCCAGAGAUGUAUGUCAGAUUCUCAGCUGGCUGAGUGCCGGGCACCACCUGAAGUAGAAGGAGCCCCUUUGGUUUCUCUAACGGAGGAAAGCUUCAAGGCCUGCCACCUGACCUUGACACUGGAUGAUUAUCUCUUCAUUGCCUUUGUGGGCUUUGUUGUCUCCAUCGCUUCAGUUGCCACCAACUUCCUACUGGGCAUCACUGCCAACUGUUGCCACCGUUGGAGCAAGGCGAGCGAGGAUGAAGAGAUAUAGCCACAUGACCUGCUCCUUCCUGCUCCUGCAUUGCCCGCAGUCAGGGGGAAGCCAAGGGCUAUCAAGUUCAGGGAAAGAAAAUCACUUGUCUUUUCCCUGCUCUGCCAUUUUCUUGAGGCUUCCUCCCUCCAACCCCUGUAUAGCCGUGCAAGACUGCCACUCAUCAGUCUUUCUUUUCAGGGGUGAGGAACAGGGCCAGCAAGGGUAGGGAGACUGAAGUGUGCCUUGUACAAUCCUCUUCGCACUGGAAACAGCCAGCAAACCAUGGCCUGAAAAGUGAUGGAUGCACAUCAGUGGAUGCUUCAAACCAUUCUUCAUCCAUUGCCUUCCUCACCACUCUUUGCAU
Messenger RNA from Euleptes europaea (tarantolino), 1484 nucleotides. RefSeq names its product leucine rich repeat containing 55 (gene LRRC55). Gene Ontology annotation, cellular component: voltage-gated potassium channel complex. The record is from RefSeq and is a predicted model, not a curated record. NCBI's taxonomy places the organism in Eukaryota, Metazoa, Chordata, Lepidosauria, Squamata, Sphaerodactylidae. Gene Ontology annotation, molecular function: voltage-gated potassium channel activity; transmembrane transporter binding; potassium channel activator activity. The transcript is spliced from 2 exons. Bases 233 to 1138 code for a protein of 301 amino acids.